Messenger RNA from Alternaria incomplexa, 1128 nucleotides. RefSeq lists its product as uncharacterized. The transcript has a single exon. Lineage: Eukaryota; Fungi; Ascomycota; Dothideomycetes; Pleosporales; Pleosporaceae. The coding region runs from base 1 to 1128 and encodes 375 amino acids. The record is from RefSeq and is a predicted model, not a curated record.
AUGCUGCAGCACGAAAAUGCAGAUCCAAGUGCGCCGCCUGAUCCUGACGAUACGACCGACUAUGGCUUGCAGCGGAUGCUUGAUUUGCCGACAGAGCUACGCUGUUACAUACUAGAGCUCCUCAUCAAGGACGAGCACUUCGAAGCCUACUACACACUUCUCGAGCAUCCGGAGAUGGGCGAUUUGGUCCGCUGCAACUUUGCUGCGCAGUUCAAAGCGAUCAAACAGCACCGCUACCUCGCCAGCCAGCUUCAGCAUAUCCUAACAACUACGGCCUUACUUUGGACGCAUACAAACCGCCCGCGCUCAAGCGAGCAGCUAGCUGAGUUCUUGAAUAGCAAUCUACAUGAUGAAAACCUGCGUAUAUCAGUGGAUAGCUCUGAUCAUGCUGUCGGCAUGCUCGCCGAGUACCAAGCACUCUUAAUCGACGCGGAUAUCCUUACAGAUCAGUUCGUUCACAUAGCACUAGGCAAUGCAGUAGCUCGGUGGGCCUCAUCCGAUCAGUCUCGCUAUGGUACCGAUACCCUGUCUGAUGUCGAGCAUCAUCGUGUACUUCGUGCAUUUUUCCGGUUGCAACUCUACGUUGUAAUCCGGAAACUCUAUGGAAAAGGGAAAGGCUUCAGACGGAAGAUCAGAAGCUUGUUCUCGAUGUGGACGACGUGGGAGUUUGACGAGGUGAGAAGCUUAGCCGAAUGGAUCAAAAUCGAACGUCCAUUCCUACCGCGAGAUUACGACGCCAGUAUCCGCAAGUUGUUUGCCUGUGUGGACAGACAUUUCUACAACGACAUGGUCCCGUAUGUCAAAAUCAAACCCGCUCCUUGUCGCGACCGGAACCGACGUUCUGCGUUCGCGAAAAAGUCGAAGACUUGGCUCGACACGCCUGCGACAACUCGUGAAGGUCGAGCUGAUGCCCGAAACAAGAACUGGAGACCGCUUGGUCACAGUUACGGAUGUUACGUCGGUUAUACACAACAGGUGUAUCGAGAGCAUUGUCUUGCUGAGGGUUUCCCAUUUUGGUGUCGAUAUACAAAGCCACAUGGUGGAUGGUGGCGUUUCCGCGAUGCCGAGCUGUUCCAGAAAUUCGGGCAGGCUGGGGUCUAUGACACGCCAACAGGGCCGUGGCGGUGA